Molecule: messenger RNA, 1422 nt
Organism: Aspergillus welwitschiae
Lineage: Eukaryota; Fungi; Ascomycota; Eurotiomycetes; Eurotiales; Aspergillaceae
Exons: 3
Coding region: 619-1005 (128 amino acids)
Source: RefSeq, a predicted model, not a curated record
AUUCAUGACACGAGGACGCCCGGUCGGGCCAGUCAGCGGGUGAGCAAUGCAGGUGUAUAAAACGGGACACUUUUAAUCUAUCAUCUGCUCCCGCCGGCAUUCCACCUGCAUUGUUUUAUUUACCCUUAUUAGCGAUUUCCUUUCUUCUGGCUGCUAGUUUGUCUCUAAAAAAAUAUCCUCGUCGCUAUUCAUCCCAUACAAUAACAUCCAAGUUAUUCCCACUGGGAGUAGAGAGUUUCUUGCUCAAGUCUCAAGGUCGCGGACUGAGCCGACCAACCGACUCAUCCAGAGGCCCAGACGCCUCCGACUCGUCUAGGCCUCCAUAGUGGCUGAUCGGAGCUAAACCGGGACAGGCCCAGCGAUACCGUAACGGGCAUUACACGGGCCUUCCAGCAGAGUCCACCAGUGUCCAGUGCCCACCUUUUAGUUUUGCCCCCCAUCUCUCCCCAAAAAAAGUAGUAGCAGGGCCCCACCGCCCGUCUGGCCUUUCCCGGUCGGAGGGAGUCUGUCUGUAGCAGCACCACCACCACCACCAGCCAGAAGUGUGCAAUGAAGACAAGGCAAGCGAUGUAAUGGACUGGACCCUGGAAAGAAAAGCAUGAAUGACCAGCUUGAUCCAUGACGACUUGUCUGUCUGGGUGGAUCUGGCCGUCGUGCCAGGCGUCAGGCAGGUACUACAAACUGCCCACAUUGUGUACGAGUAAAGUAAGGGUAAAAAAUAAAAAAGAAUUAAAAAGAAAAAGGCAGCAUGGUUAUUUCAACCAGGGCGAACUGAUCAGGAGGUUUGCUUUUUUAUUCCCUCUUGUCUUCUUGCCGCCUGCCUACCUACGCUUGGUAACAAUGGCCGUUACUAGUAACCAACAACCGAUUUCUGCUCGGGAUCUCGUAUUACUUGGGAUCAGCAUCACUUUAUCGAUCUCGCUUUUCACCGUCUGUUCCGAUGCUUAUUUACCACCAAUUUCCUUAUCUACCAUAAUUUGUAGUGGUGAUUCUUCAGAAAAUUGAAGCCUUCGGGAAAGCCGAAGCGAAGUCGGGUACACACUGGCACAGAGUAACGAACAACAUCAAAAAGCCCCCCAGAUGAUCCGGAAGAUAGUCCCUACUAGUCUAGCGAUAGUGCUAGCAUCUUCGAUCCCGGCCACGCUUCUGCGGUAGUAGUUCUUCAUUAUUCUCUUUAUUAUUGCCCAUUCCCCAUAAUUGUACCUGACAAUAAAUAGUUACGGUGUAGAGCAUGACUCAGAGUAGACACAGACCGGAAUAGGGCGAGAUGGUGAGGGAGCCUAUGAAUUGAGCCAGCCGGGAAGGACAUGAAUCACCUAGAUAGAAAAUAAUGAAAUUAAAAUACAAACUCCAACAAGGAUAAGCAAAAGGGAAAAUGGUUCUGGAACUCUAAGCCAAAUUCCUCUGCCUCUCAGUGUCCGU